Limulus polyphemus (Atlantic horseshoe crab) is the source of this 477-nucleotide messenger RNA. Its product is annotated as extensin-2-like. The record is from RefSeq and is a predicted model, not a curated record. Bases 1 to 477 code for a protein of 158 amino acids. The transcript has a single exon. NCBI's taxonomy places the organism in Eukaryota, Metazoa, Arthropoda, Merostomata, Xiphosura, Limulidae.
AUGCCAAAUCAUUUAUUAGAUUCAGCUCCUCCAAAAUAUCCUUCAGUGACGCCAAAGCAUCUUUUAGAUUCUGCUCCACCAAAGUAUCCUUCAGUGACGCCAAAGCAUCUAUUAGAUUCAGCUCCACCAAAGUGUCCUUCAGUGAUGCCAAAGCAUCUAUUAGAGCCAGCUUUACCAAAGUGUCAUUUAGUGACGUCAAAACAUCUAUUAGAUACAGCUCCACCAAAGUAUACUUCAGUAACACCACAACAUCUAUUAGAGCCAGCUCCACCAAAGCAUUCUUCAGUGACGCCAAAGCAUCUAUUAGAGCCAGCUUUACCAAAGUGUCCUUCAGUGACGUCAAAACAUUUGUCAGAUUCAGCUCCACCAAAGUAUUUUUCAGUGACGCUAAAGCAUCUAUUAGAACCAGCUCCACCAAAGUAUCAUUCAGUGAAGUCAGGGUAUAUAUUAGAUACAGCUCCACCAAAAUAUCUAUGA